UUGUCCCUCAUGUUGGUACAAAAGCAGUGUAACUUUAUUGAUUUCACUUGAAUUUCUCCUGAUUUGUGUUCUUCUGUUCACACCAAAAUCAGGCCUAUGUUUCAUUUUUUUGAGGGUCAGAGGGAUGCCUGAAGGGAAAAAAGACCUUUGAGGUAGUGAAGUUUUGCAUGAAAAAAACCUCCACUAAUAUCAAACCAAACUUUGUGGGUCUGAUUCAGACCUUUUUUAGGCCAGAUUACACUGGUGUAACUUCAUAACUUUAAUGGAGUGGCCUCUAAGAUGCACUGAAAUCAGAACUAGGCACUUUAUGAAUCUCUUAGCUCAUGUUGGAUUAUUCACUUGCAAAGUCCUAGUUACAGGCAAACCCAGACUUCCUGGAGCUGGGUGACUCUCCUGUCAGUCAACUUUAAUGGCACCUCACCUGCUGCAAAACUACUGGCCUCCAAGUUACUUUGCCACCACAAAACUAGGUGUCAUGAAUAUGAAAGUUAAAAGCCUCCCUUCCUCCCUUUCUCUGCCGAAGGAUCAGAUGACUUGGUCUCAACAUGCUAGCCCAGGCGCUUAACUUUAGAAAUUGCUUUGUGGGAAAAACAGAAAACAAGCAGGCAGUUGGUUUGGCCACUGUGCAUUAUGUAACCAGUGCACUGGUUGCAGGAGCUGGAUGACUGACAUUGAGAAAUUCCUAGGGGAGGGGGCUCUGCCCUGGAGUCACUGUUAGCACUAGCAUUUCCAAGAAGCCUAAAGAGGAAAAUGGCUUUCAAGAAAGGGAAACACAUUGGGGAAUAAUAAUGAAAAGCUUCAGGAUCUAAUGCGGAAUCAAAUGUCAGUACUCAUGUAAUUUAUUUUCCUGGUGAAAUGGCAUGCAUCCAAUCCUGGCACGUGAAGAAGGGGGCAUGCCAUCUGGGAAAUGCAAGGCAGCGACAGCAAGGCAAGGAGACAAUGAAUGACCCAUGCUUUAUCCCCUACUCCGCUCUCGCUCUCUCUCUUGCUCUCUCUCUCUGUGCCUCUCUUCUUUAAAGAAACAGUGAGAUAACUGCAAAAAGUCUUUCCCUCCUCCCACUCACCCCCCUCACUCAAAUUCGGGGCGGUGACAGCCCUGGGAGUGUGAACUGCCCCUUUAAGACCUGCUCGCUCCCAGUUCUACAGAGAGGGAGUGACCUCUGGGCUUUGACAGCUCCCCUAAUAACUAGCAGAGCCCGAGCUCCGCCCGCGGCCCCUGAUUGGAUCGCGGGCCGGUAUCCCGCGCUUGGAUUGGCUGGCCGCUUCCCCUGAGCGAACCUUUAGAACUCCGAGGCACAAUAUUCUGUUACAUUGUAGCAAAAUGGCGACUGUCAUUCACAACCCCCUGAAAGCACUCGGGGACCAGUUCUACAAAGAAGCCAUCGAACACUGCCGCAGCUACAACUCCCGGCUCUGUGCUGAGCGCAGUGUCCGCCUUCCCUUUCUGGAUUCGCAGACUGGGGUGGCUCAGAACAAUUGCUAUAUUUGGAUGGAGAAGAGGCACCGGGGACCAGGCCUGGCUCCGGGUCAGCUGUACACGUAUCCUGCUCGCUGCUGGCGCAAAAAGAGACGCCUACACCCUCCAGAGGAUUCCAGGCUGAAGCUGCUGGAAAUUAAGCCUGAAGUUGACCUGCCUCUCAAGAAGGAUGGGUUCACAUCAGAGGGAACCACGCUGGAGGCCCUGCUGCGUGGAGAAGGGAUUGAGAAAAAAAUGGAUACUAAAGAAGAAGACACUAUACAGGAAAUCCAGAGGGUUCUGGAAAAUGAUGAAAAUGCAGAUGAAGUAAAUGAGGAAGAAGAUUUGGAAGAAGAUAUUCCAAAACGAAAGAACAGAGCCAGAGGAAGGGCUCGCGGAUCUGGAGGUGGAAGAAGAAGGAAUGAUGCUGCCUCCCAGGAUGACCAUGACAAACCAUAUGUUUGUGACAUCUGCGGCAAGCGUUACAAGAAUAGGCCUGGACUGAGCUACCAUUAUGCUCACACUCACCUAGCCAGUGAAGAGGGAGACGAAGCUCGGGAGCAAGAGACACGCUCCUCACCUGUGCACAGAAAUGAAAAUCACAAACCCCAGAAAGGACCAGAUGGGGCCAUCAUUCCCAAUAACUACUGUGAUUUCUGCCUUGGCGGCUCCAACAUGAACAAAAAAAGUGGCCGGCCAGAGGAGCUCGUGUCAUGCUCAGACUGUGGGCGCUCUGCUGAUCCUGCCCUCAUGGACUCCAACAUCCUUCAAUCAAGCCAUUUCCAAAGAAGGCUAAGAGAAGCCAGGAUGCUUUGAAACAUCUCCUCUCCUUGCUGGACACCCUCCAUACCUGUGUUUCAUCUGGCACAGGAGCCUGGACUGUAGAAGGCCUGCUGGCACCUGCUCAGAGAAGUCUUGGGAACUCCCUAGGCCUGUGCAAUACAAAGAAAAUCUUUUUUUUUUCUUUUUUUUUUUAAUUCUUGAUUUCACUUUCCUUUAAGAUUGUGUAACCCCAGGUCAAACUGGAACUGAUCUACGCUAGAAAUGACUGAAAAACAAACAAACUGAAAAAAAGACUUAACUAUUUUAUUUAUUUCGAUAUUUAAGAGAGAAAAUAAGUGCUGCAGUUGCACAGUAUUUUUGUUUAAAAUACAUUUUACUUCAAAAUUUAAAAGCAAUUUUGUGAAGACGUGACAUUUUUAAAAAAAAGCACUUAAUGUAAAAUAAAGACUGAGUAUUUACUUUAAGGAAAAAACAUUUUUUAAAUUAUGAAAAUAAAGAUCAACUCUGCUCUCUCUUACUUUAAAGAAGCCAUUCAUACAUGUGCUGGGUAUUUUUAUUUUUUGCAAAUUGGAUGUGGUAAGUGGAGAUUGUUCUGGUUUACUUUCUCUUUAAAUUCUUGGUAAUGUUUCCCUGCUAGAUGCUUAAAAUUUGCCUUGUUGUACUGUAUUAGGCACAAAUUUGAACAACACUGUUGGGGAAGCAAAGAAUAGGCCCAAAGGCUGGAUUCUUGUGAUCAGUUUUUGUAUCCAGGCUCAAAGGAAAAUUUGGUUUUCUUCCAUUCAGAUAGUUGUGUCUCUUCUAUCAAGUAAAACAAGCUUUGGCUUUUUCAGCCCUGGGGAUUGCUGUUGUUGAAAAACAUUUAAAAGAUAGGAAAACAAAUCAGUUGAUCAUAGUACUGCUUUUUCUUUUGGUAAAUCCACAGUUGAUUCUGAGCUGCUUCUAAUCUAUAAGCGCUCUGGCAAUGGAACUUCCCAUUUGAACUAAUAAGAGGGGCGUAGACCCAGAAUAACUGAGCUCUAAUGUAAUAACUACUGGAGAAUGAAAAGCAUGCAGAAAUGCAUUUAAAGUAUGCCCAAAAAACCCAAAACAAAACAAAACUGGUGCAACUCAAGGGGAGGAAAUAUGUUGUAUGGAACUUGAGUGAGGACAGAAGAGUUCGAAACAUGUUUUCCAUGGUGUUAGCCAUCUUCCAAUAGAUGAAUCACAGGACCUAUCUAGUUACCCAUCCAUUCUCAUGGGCUAGUACAGGAUUGUUCCCUGCAGUGCUUUGCCUAGUCUCAUUUGAAGAGUAACGAUGCAGGCUAGCCUGGCUUCCUAGAAAAAAGUCCUUGGAUUUGAACAUGAGACCUUGUUUAUAAAAGAAAAAGUGAGCCAGUGUAAGGUAUACCAAACCUGCCUUUCAAGCUUCCAUGCAGCCAAAACAUGAUGUUGAUAGUAUGGUUGAUAUUAGUUCUCUGAGUGAAGUAAACUGUAGUGGCAAUAACCUUUGGAAACUGGUAUAACUGUGUAAAGUAGGGUUUAUGCUGGUAUAGAAAUGUUGCAAAACAAUCAUACCCCUAAGCAUCACUUAUGUUUUGUCUGCAAAAGUUUCUAAAGUGUUGACCUGACCUAAGAUAUAUUCUAGCCCAGUUAGUCACCUAAUGUAGUUAUUAAAUCAUUUAUUCAUCAAAGGCUUGUAUGAAGAACCCAUCUUCUUGCCAUGGACAAGAAGAUGGGAGUGUAUAUAAAGAGCUUGAUCCUGCAUUCUAUUUCUUGCACAUCCAAGACUUCAGUUAACCUUGCCAGCAGACUAAUGUGUGUGAAAAAUGAAGGAUCUUCUCUUUCCUGUCAACAGUGCAGCAGUUCCCAAAACAGGGGUUACAGCACAAGAGCUUGAGGUUAUGACUCCCCCGUGAAAAUUUAAUGGAAGUCAGGCAUAUACCGGAAGAGUGAUCACAGCUUGACUAGUAGAGUCAAAGACCUGGAGCUAGGAUCAUGGACCCAGAAAUGUUGUUAACUUCUGACUUAUGCCCCAGAUUGCAGAUUUGGGCAAUAUAACAUCUCCUGUAGAAGCGCUCCCAUUAAUUUCAAUGGCAUAACUUACCUUCUUGACAUCAGUGAAAGCAGGGUUAAGCCUCUUGUUGGGUUGUUUUUGGAUAUCUACAGUUGUUAUACUGCCUUUAGAAAAAAUAAAUUAAGUUUUGUUCCAUUAAAAUAUAAUAAGAUGCACAACUAUACUGAAGUUCUGCAAACUUUAGGGUCUGUUUUUAAUUUGUGUAAUAUUCUUAUUAAAUAAAGUCCUCUUCUGAUGCCCCUAUUGUAUAUUUCUUUGUAAAUAACCCUUUAUCAAACAAAUGCCACAAGAACUUUCUAGUGCACAUAACCAUCUUUUAAAAAGACACUGUCAAAUACCAUACUUGUUGUACAUACUUUUCUAAGCUCUCCAUUGUUUACAAUACUUUCUUUGAAGCUUAAAAUAAAACUUCCUUCUCUAUUGAU
Gavialis gangeticus (Gharial) is the source of this 4717-nucleotide messenger RNA. It is a transcript of the gene DPF3, whose product is annotated as double PHD fingers 3. Gene Ontology annotation, cellular component: nBAF complex; nucleus. The transcript is spliced from 9 exons. The record is from RefSeq and is a predicted model, not a curated record. Gene Ontology annotation, biological process: nervous system development. Lineage: Eukaryota; Metazoa; Chordata; Crocodylia; Gavialidae. The coding region runs from base 1322 to 2272 and encodes 316 amino acids.